Molecule: messenger RNA, 2435 nt
Organism: Cyprinodon tularosa
Lineage: Eukaryota; Metazoa; Chordata; Actinopteri; Cyprinodontiformes; Cyprinodontidae
Gene: neu4
Product: sialidase 4
Exons: 4
Coding region: 170-1636 (488 amino acids)
Biological process (GO): oligosaccharide catabolic process; ganglioside catabolic process
Cellular component (GO): cytoplasm; membrane; lysosome
Molecular function (GO): exo-alpha-sialidase activity
Source: RefSeq, a predicted model, not a curated record
CUCUGAAUAGUGAACACAGAGGAGCAAAAAUUGCUUUCAGACACAAGCUAACUACACACAAACUCAUGAUUCUGUGAAGCCCUCAGAUGUGCUGUGUUCCCUAACAGAGCUCCAGCAGUUUUCACACAGCUUUGGGUCUAUUAAUCAGUCUAAUCGUCCAGAAGCCAGCAUGAGGUCCCCCUAUUUCCCAGCCAGGUCAGUACUUUUCCACAAACAGCCCAAUGGAGUGACCUACAGAGUCCCGGCUUUGUUGUACCUGCCGCACUUCAGAUCAUUUCUGGCUUUCUGUGAAGAGAGACUAAGCCCAUCAGACUCUCACGCUCACCUUCUCGUAAUGAGGAAAGGCACCUUCUACAGGAACUAUGUGGAGUGGAAGGACAUUCGUGUUCUUGGCACAGCCUUCCUACCUGGUCACAGGUCCAUGAACCCAUGUCCCGUGUAUGACGAGUUCACUGGUUUGCUCUUCCUGUUCUUCAUCGCUGUCCUCGGCCACACCUCCGAGUCCUACCAGCUGGUGACCGGGGACAACGUGACCAGGCUUUGCUACAUCUCCAGUACUGAUGGUGGAGACACUUGGAGUAAAGCCACCGACCUCACUGAGACAGUCAUAGGAAGCACUAUCAAAGGCUGGGCCACCUUUGCUCUGGGCCCGGGUCACGGCAUCCAGCUGAAGUCGGGCCGCCUGCUCAUCCCUGCCUAUGCCUAUCACAUUGAGUGCAAAGAGUGCUUCGGGCAGCUCUGCCUGAACACUCCUCGUGCCUUCUGCUUUCACAGUGACACCCAUGGAAGAACCUGGCGUUUCGGCGAGGCCAUCCCAGCUCCAGAGAGCGUGGAGUGUCAGAUGGUGUCUGUGGAUGAAGAGGACGGCUCUAAUGUGCUAUACUGUAACGCUCGCAGCCCUCUGGGAUGCAGGGUGCAGGCAGUCAGUCUGGAUGAUGGCGCUGUAUUUCAGCAGGGCCAGCUGGUGCCACGCUUGGUGGAGCCUAGGAACGGUUGUCAUGGAAGUGUUGUUGGAUUUCCUGCUCCGUUACAUCUAUAUAAAACUCUUACUGGUCAUACACCUACUUGCAGACACUGGACGCCCUUUGUGGUCUGCACUGAUCAAAACCAGAUAUCUUAUUUACCAACAACAAACAGCAGCCGCUGGUCUCCAAACAUCCCAACUGCACUUCAUCCCAGCACCCCCCCCGACUUCCUAACUCCCACCUGGGUGGUUUAUUCCCACCCGACACAAACCACUGCCCGCAAAGAUCUGGGUGUUUUCCUCAGCCUGUUUCCAAGAGAUCCAGACAGCUGGCGUGGCCCCUGGGUGAUCUACGAGGGCCCCAGCGCUUACUCUGAUCUGGCCUAUCUGGAGCUGUCGCCUUCACCGGGAGAACCCCCCACUGUGGUGUUUGGCUGCUUGUUUGAGUGUGGAACAAAAACAGCAUACGAUGAAAUCUCCUUCAGCAUAUUCAGCCUCUAUGAGCUGAUAAACAAUCUCCCAGGGGAAAAAGAGCUAAGUGAGAGCAAGGAAAAGAACACUCAUCAAGCCGCUGGUAGAAAUGAGCCUCCAAGUUCAUCAGUCACCCACCCAAUGCUUCAUGUUAAGAAGAGGAGGAAAAGCAAGCUGAUGAAGAUUUGUUCUGUUUCUUAAAUGUUUUUAAUAAUAUAAUUUCCUAUCUUUUAAUAACAUAUAAGUUUUAAUAAAAGAAGAAAAAAUGGAUGGUGUGGUUUGUAUUAUAAUAUAACUGAAUUCAAAUAGUAAAGUCUGUAUUUAGGCAACAGAGCAAUUAGUAAAACUUGAAAGCCCAGGUUUUGGGUUGUUUAUUAGGUUAAAAGUAAAGCAAGUCUGAAAGUUGGAGGAAUUCCAUCAGAACAGGAGGAAAUUUAUUGGAGUAAAUAUGAUUUAACUUGGACUAAUAACUAAUACUGUAGGUUGGCCUCUAACUGGGAUAUAAAAUAUUAUUAGGGAAUAAUUUUUCUAUAGAAAAGGGUAAACAAGUUAAUUUUUAUAUCGGGCCACUUCGGCACUAUCGGGUCUUUAGAAGGUCCGGCUGUACCUGUAUAAAUUAAGCUUUUGAUUUAAUUGUUUAAUUGACAAAGAUUCCACUUUCUUGGUAUUUUAGCUUUUUUUUUGUUUUAGCCUCUUAGUUUAUGUAGCAGACCUGCUGGAGGUCAUCCUGCGGAUAUUGCACAGAUGCUUUGGCCAUGCUCUCCAUCACUACAGCUCAUACCCGGUGCAAAAAUGUGUGGAAAACCACAGAGGUCACUUUUGUUAGUGCUAAGAAGCUAUGAAUGUAAAGCACUUUGAGUUGUGUUGUAUCAAUAAAUUAGCCUUGCCUUAUGUUUGAGUGGUUCACCAAGGUUGUUUUUUUUGUAAGGAUAUACAUGUAGAGGCUCUUUUAGAUGUUUAGAAGUUAGAUGUUUUUUUUUGUGUUAGUUUUUAAAGGUUG